AUGACGAUUUACACCUGCUCCAAUUGCCAAUACGAAAGUCCACGUCGAUUCAACGUGAUACGUCAUAGGGAGAGAAUUCAUGUCAAGAAGAGAGUUCACAACUGUUGUGGAAUAAUAUUCUACACAAAAGGAGACUACUACCUGCACUGCGAACAAAGACAUCCAGAAACACGCUCGAAUGCAGUUUUGUCAAAGACAAAAUACAAAAUCACCAGCAAUUCGGAUACAUUGAACAACGAAAAACAUAUCCAGCGAUUAUACCGUAGUUCCGAUGGAACAUGCUCCUACAAAUGGGAAUUAAAGAAACGGUACUCUCAGAGGAUUCGCAUGAAGCAGGACAGACAAGAGGCGUCCGAAAUGAGCGUGAAGUAUUCGGUCACUUACAGCGAUUUCGAAAUCGAAGACAUACCGUUAAUAAGUUUCCUCACCGAUCGGCAGUUGAAAUCUCACCUGAAAAGUGUAUCAUCGCAAAAGUUGAAAAACAAAACACAUGAGAAAUCUGCAGAGAAGGCGAACGAGACUAUGAAGAUCGCGAUCAAGUCGGGGGAGAACAUCGAAAAGGUGGUGUUGCAAAAUGACGAAGAAAACAUCCAUGCAAAAGUGUUAUCCGAUUCCACUGUAUCCUCUAUCUCGGUCGAGCUACCAACCAAGAAGCUUAUUUUGAAGCGAUUUAGGACCAGCAUCAGGCACGAAUUCGAGAUUCCAUUACGGGAACGAAAUAAUAACAUCUGCGGCCAAGUGAAUUUCACCACAGAGAGCAAAGAGUCGCGGCCUGUGCACCAAAGCUUGUUGAAAAAUUCAAAGUGGCGGGCGAAUAAAGAGAACGUGUCGGCGUUUGCGUUCAGUUUGGAGCAGGAGCUAAAUGUUAAGUUGGACACUGGGAUCACGGUGCCGGUGGUCACGCAACGGCAUCGGGAAUUUUUGGCAGCUAUUGACUUCGAUGCGUACAGGAUAUUUUAA
Molecule: messenger RNA, 960 nt
Organism: Dufourea novaeangliae
Lineage: Eukaryota; Metazoa; Arthropoda; Insecta; Hymenoptera; Halictidae
Exons: 2
Coding region: 1-960 (319 amino acids)
Source: RefSeq, a predicted model, not a curated record